GGAGCCAGUGACGGCGGCGGUGCCGGCUGAUCAGAGCACGGCUGUCGAGCUGUUGGCUGAGGCCUUUGAUGCUGUGAAAGAGGGUGAUGUGCCAUCCAUGAUCAUGUUCUACGCCCCGUGGUGUGGUCACUGCAAGGCUCUCAAGCCAGAAUGGGAGCGUUUUGCACAAGAGGCGGCCGUUAGUUAUGGAUCUCGCUUAACCGUUGGUCUCGUCGAUUGCACGCUCAACGGCAUCGUGUGCUCUGAGGAAGACAUUACUGCCUAUCCCAUGAUCAAAUUCUUUCCCGGCCAUGAUGCCGAUGGCCAGCGUUACCGUGGAAGCCGUCACGUAAAUGUACGCUGGCCACGUCUGCACUGCCAGGAAGCAGACUGAUUCAGGAGAUUUGUGCAGCAGGCACAAGUCCUGCAGCUGCACCCAGCUGAUGUCUUCAAACACUGUUGCGCGUUUUCACUCCUCCCACACCCUAGUCAUUCUUGAAGUUUGUCUCGGAAAUGAUGAGUGAACAGGCGGCCGAGCAACACGGACGCAACAAAUAUAAAGCAGGAAUGCGACACACCUCUGCCUCGGGUGCCCACGUCCAAACUGAUGGCAAAGCCGUCGAGUCUUUGACAGAUGACGACUUUGCCGUCAUCAUCGAGUCGGGGCUGAGCUUUGUCAAGUUUUUUGCACCUUGGUGUCAGCACUGUCGCGCCAUGGCCCCUGCCUGGCAGGUGGGCCAGCAUACAGGCUCGCGUGACAUCUUGACGUUGCGCGAGUAUGUGGCCAGCAUGCAAAUCGAGGCUCAGAGCACCCGACGUCGUCCCAGCCCACCGCUUCAACAACAAGUGCGAUCUCCCAAGGAGGCCACGCGGGACGCCAUUGUAGAGCCGCCCUUGACGGUGCAAGAGCGCACAGACCCCGACACGGUUCGUGAGCAGUCGCGCGCUUAA
Molecule: messenger RNA, 930 nt
Organism: Monosiga brevicollis MX1
Lineage: Eukaryota; Choanoflagellata; Craspedida; Salpingoecidae
Exons: 6
Coding region: 493-930 (145 amino acids)
Biological process (GO): protein folding
Cellular component (GO): endoplasmic reticulum
Molecular function (GO): protein disulfide isomerase activity
Source: RefSeq, a predicted model, not a curated record